AGCGGCCGCAGCGAUGUUUGCUCUGUUUGCACGGACCUCGAAAUUUCAAUGUACGCGUGCAUCGAUUGGACCUCAAGGGCGCGUCUGCCUGAGCCUGACACCACCAUCACUGCAGCACCAGCAAUCAUUCACAGCGCCAGCGCCAAACCUACCCACGGUUAUGCUCCUGGGCAAUUAUGGAGCAUCAAUGUUGGGAAAGUCCCUUCGACGACCGCGGAAUCUUAUGACAGCCAUGAGUGCACUUGAGAAAGAUUCUACGGCUGCUUCGACAGAGAUGCGUUCAGCGGCUAUGAAAAUGGGAGGGAGGGCUUUAUCUACUCCAACAAGGGUAAACUCCACUCCUGCCUCGAAUCGAACCUGGAGUCCGAAUAAUGGCAUUGUAUUCAGCGGGACUUGGAGCCCAAACCAUGGCAUUGUUUUUAGACCGGCGGCUGGAACACCUCGAUCGAUGAGCACGAAUGCUGUAGAGGGAAUGAAGCAAGAGCAUCUCCUACAUUCGCAGGCGGAGGAUGAUUAUGUUAUGGCAUCUGCAGAUAUGGCUGUACUGGAAUGUCAGUCAAAUGCUAGGACGAUAGCAAUGGUAGCAGCAGACUCGAAAGGGAACUCUACGCCGAAACCAAAGACAUCAAAAGAGCAGAAGCCUGCAGAUGCGGUUACCCCGGCGUCUAAGCCAGAGCCAGUUAAUCCGAAGCAGAUUGGGCCUCUGAAAGGCACUGUUUUGAAGUCCAACAAAGAUUCAAAUGGUGCAAAAUCCUCUGAUUCGAAAUCAGGCCCCUCAGACCCAGUCUCGGGGGUAAAUGCUUCAGAGACAAAAGUUCCAGAAGCAAAGCCUGAACCAGAGCCAGAAGAUCCUGCCCAAAACGAACUUCCUCAAACAACAACCAAGCUCAAAAUGACCGAAGAGCUGUUUCGCGCCGCCAAAAACGCCGAACCUGGCUCCAUGGAAUCGUACUGGUCACAUCAACUCUACCGCGGCCCUCCUAUAAAUGGCAAACCGCAGAAGACAAUGGUACAUUACUGCAAGAGCAUCCACACCACCGAACGAGUCCUAGAACACUAUUUCGCCGACUCGACACUCAUAGGCUUCGAUAUUGAGUGGAAAGAGAAUGCAUAUCGAAGCAAUGACGCCAGGCAAAACGUCUCGCUCAUUCAGAUAGCGAAUGAAGAACGGGUUGCACUCUUUCAUGUGGCCCUGUUCUCGAAAACGGACCUCGUGUCACCCAGAUUCAAGAAAAUUAUGGAGGACAGCUCCAUCACCAAAGUCGGGGUCUCUAUCAAAGCCGACUGCACGCGUCUCCGCAAGUACCUUGGUAUUGACACUAAAGGCAUGCUGGAACUGAGCCAUCUAUACAAACUCGUCAAGUUCUCAGAGCGUAAAAGGUACGGGGAAAUCAAUAGACGGCUGGUAUCGCUUGCAAAGCAGACGCAAGAUCAUCUCCAUCUGCCCAUGUACAAAGGCGAUGUUCGGGUCUCGGAUUGGAGUAAGAAGCUUAGUCUUGAGCAGAUCAUGUACGCUGCUUCAGACUCGUAUGCUGGCCUACAGAUCUUCCACACGUUGGAGAUGAAGCGACUGGCUUUAGACCCUACGCCACCACUUCCAUACCAUGCGGAGCUCAAUCUGCCAAUUCGUAUUGCCGAAGGCGUGGAGAUACCAUCUGAUGCUGAAGCAGAAGAAGCAGAGCCUGAACCUGAGCCUGUAGAUCCAGCGGAAGAGGCCACUUUAACUACGAAUUCCGAACCGAAGAAACUCUCUGAGAAGGAACUGCAAGAAGCGAAAGAAAGCGUGUCUAUGGAAGACCCCGAGCUUGAGUACGCCCUCUCGGGAUACCCUCUCUUACCCUCUCAGUCAGAUUCAGACACCAACUCUGAACCCAAAGAAGAGAACCCCUCCCUAAUCCGCAAAAUAGACGUCUCUGAUCCACCAGCCGCUCCCAAGUCGUCACCCUCCCUCUUCUCAAGCUACAGCAACUCCCUCGUCCACACCGCCGAAGUCCUCACUUCCUGCUACCUCGACAACCCCGCUAACAGGAACCCAAAGCGCCGCCUUAAUUCUCACAACACCGUCUCCCCCUCUCCUCUGUCAACGCACCACCGCCGUGGCCGCAAUCUCCGUAUCUAUUUCCUGUGGUACGAUAAUCCGGAGUUGAGUCUGAAGGACCUGGGUGCUAUGUUGCGGAGUCCGCCGCUGAGCGAGAGGAGUGUGGCGUUGGGGAUUUUGGAGGCCGUCAGGGUUGAGAAGGUGGAGUUUGAGAAUGAGAGAUUGAGGAAAGUGAUCGGGGUGUGGAGGAGGUGGGGAAAUAGAUGGUUGGUGGGGACGAGGUAUGGUAAGUUGGAGGAGGAGUGUGGGUAUGUUGUUGGGGAGGAUGCUGAGGCUGAUAGUGAGGAUGGGGAGUUGGCGGGGGAGAAAGACAUAGAAGGGAGAGGGAACAAGGAUAAGGAGAAGGCUUGAUUGCUCAUGAAGACCAUAGCGAAGGUUUGAAGGGAUAGUGAAGCUCAGCGGUUUGUCACUUGGACGAUUCGGUUCCUUGGACAAUCGCAUGGGUUUGGAAUGAGCGUCAGGUACAGGCAUGAUUGUGGUGUUGAGGGACUUGGAUGGGCAGUACAUAAACAUGAUUUUGGUUCAUGACUGAAGGAUGCAUACACACACUACACCGAUGCGAGAAAUACAAAACAAAUGAGUAACGAUACCCACUCUCAUAUUCUUGGCCCCAAUUAUGUUCAGACAAUUUCACACUGGUCAUAAGAAUCAAAGAUGAGAUCAAACGCAAUUUUUGUU
This is a messenger RNA of Cadophora gregata, 2776 nucleotides long. RefSeq lists its product as uncharacterized. Gene Ontology annotation, biological process: nucleobase-containing compound metabolic process. The transcript has 2 exons. Gene Ontology annotation, cellular component: cytoplasm; nucleus. The coding region runs from base 14 to 2449 and encodes 811 amino acids. Lineage: Eukaryota; Fungi; Ascomycota; Leotiomycetes; Helotiales; Ploettnerulaceae. The record is from RefSeq and is a predicted model, not a curated record. Gene Ontology annotation, molecular function: nucleic acid binding; 3'-5' exonuclease activity.